Messenger RNA from Larimichthys crocea (large yellow croaker), 4450 nucleotides. It is a transcript of the gene waslb, whose product is annotated as WASP like actin nucleation promoting factor b. The record is from RefSeq and is a predicted model, not a curated record. Gene Ontology annotation, molecular function: actin binding. Gene Ontology annotation, biological process: actin filament organization. Lineage: Eukaryota; Metazoa; Chordata; Actinopteri; Sciaenidae.
UCGUCCUGACACUGCCAUGUUGGAUGGAGCUGGCUCCGGGCUCUCUGGCGGCCGGACUUCCCAGGAAAGUUUUUCACCGUUUUCCGUCUUCGCCCUGCCGCUGCAGUUUUGGAGCGGGACGUCGCGGUGCAUACCGACACAGCAUACGUUUUUUUUGUGGCAGUCCACCCUUGAGGACCCCCUGGGAUAAACCGAACCGGUGUGAGGUUGAAGGGGGGGGUGGGGGGUCGGAUGAAGGCCACGGAUGACCGAGGGAUUGUUUAUGUAUCUUUGUGGGUCUCACAUAACGAGCUACAGUCGGUGCAUACUUUAUAAAUUGAAACACCAAUAAUGAGUGGACAUCCGCCGCAACGGCGGCAAACAAAUGUCGGGUCCAUACUACUGACACAGCAGGAAAAUGAAUGCCUUUUCAACCACCUUGGCAGGAAAUGCAUCACAUUGUCUUCAGCAGUGGUCCAGGUGUUCACAGCUGAUAGGAACUCCAGCUGGAACAAGAGAUGCUGCGGCGUGGCCUGUUUGGUCAAAGACAACCCCCAACGAUCCUACUUCAUCAGGGUCUUUGACCUCAGGGAUGGUAAGAUUACGUUUGAACAGGAGCUGUACAGCAACUUCAACAUCUACCUCCCCAAAUCUUACUUCAUGACAUUUGCUGGCGAUACAUGUCAAGUGGGUCUGAACUUCGCCAGCGAGGAAGAGACGAAGCGUUUCCGUAGCCAACUUGGAGAGCUAAUCGGGAGAAGACAGAGGAAAACUGAGAAGAGACGCGACCCUCCAAAUGGACCGACGUUGCCCAUGGCUACCGUCGACAUCAAAAACCCCGAGAUCAGCAGUCAUCAGCGUUACCAUAACAACUCUCAGGUGAACAACAUUGCGCACUCCUUCCCCAAGAGGGAGAAAAAGGCCAAGGGGAAGAAGAAGAAGUUGACCAAGGCGGACAUCGGCACACCAAGCAACUUCCAGCACAUUGGGCAUGUAGGAUGGGAUCCAAACACAGGCUUUGACUUGAAUAACUUGGACCCAGAGCUGAAGAACCUGUUUGACCUGUGCGGCAUCUCUGAGGCUCAGCUGAAGGACAAGGAGACCUCGAAGGUCAUCUACGACUUCAUCGAGAAGAAAGGAGGCGUAGAAGCUGUCAAAAAUGAGCUACGGAGACAAGCUCCUCCGCCCCCUCCAUCCAGAGGCGGCCCUCCUCCUCCUCCACCCCCCCACCACAGCUCAGCCCCUCCUCCCCCUCCUGCCCGGGGCCGAGGUGCCCCACCUCCCCCCUCCAGAGCUCCCAUCUCUGCGCCCCCUCCUCCCCCUCCAUCCCGACCGGGCAUGUCUGCUCCGCCGCCGCCUCCCCCGCCGAGCCGAGGCUCCCUCCCGCCUCCGCCUCCGCCAGCCCAUGCCUCACUUCCCGUGGCGCCACCCCCGCCACCUCCUCCUCCCUCAUCUUCAACUCCAUCCAGUAUGGGCGGACCGCCUCCUCCUCCUCCUCCUCCUCCACCCCCUGGCCCUCCACCCCCUGCUCCUCCGCUGCCCACUGAGGCUAACGGAGGGGACGGCGGUGUGCCCACGAAGUCGGCACUGCUGAGUCAGAUCAGAGAAGGCACCCAGCUGAAGAAGGUGGAGCAGAAGGAGAGGCCGGUGUCCAGCAGCACCGGCAGAGACGCACUUCUGGACCAAAUCAGACAAGGAAUCCAACUUAAACCGAGAGAUGACAACACCGAUUCAACACCUUCCACCCCGGCCCCCUCGGCAGGCAUCGUCGGGGCCCUGAUGGAGGUGAUGCAGAAACGGAGCAGGGCUAUUCACUCUUCAGAUGAGGACGAUGACGACGAUGAAGAUGAGGACUUUGAGGAUGAAGAUGAAUGGGAGGACUAGUGAUUUAUUUUUUUUCCCUCCCCCCAAACCCCCGGAUGAUUCUGACACUAAAAUUGUUCUUGUCUUUCUAAAAAGAAAUCUUUAAUUUCAAAAUUAUAAAUGUAAAUGUUCUAUCAAUUUGCUGUAUAUUUUUGUUGCCUUUAUGCUUUUUUUUUCUUUUUCUUUUUUAUUAAUCUGUGCAAUACCUCAUUUAAUCUGUACAUGUUUGUCAUUCUCACAUCUUAGGUUGUUGUUUCUUCUCCGUCACGUCUGUCUCCGUCGGCUCCAUCUCUUGUCUCUCAAUAGCAAUAUGUCACGUGUCAUUUUAACUAUGUUCUGCUUUUUUCCCCGUGUCUGUGCGUCUUUUUUCUCCUUCCUCCCACGUCCCCAACUCUUUCAUGUCUAUCACCUCCAUCUGUCAGUCAUCCUUCAUAUUUGCUGCCUCCCAUCAUCCCAUCAUCUCUGUCACUCUCCCGUGUUCCCACUCCCGAGAUUGACGUGCAAUUUUACAUCAAGUUGUCUCUUGAACUUUCAGAGUUGAAUGUUUUUUUUUUGGGGGGGGGGUUGGUCAGGGAUUGAAGGGGGGAGGGCUUACGAAAUAAGUUUCCACGAAUCCUUCAUCGGUCGCGUCGUCAUUGUUCGUCAGCAGAAAAGAAAAAAAAGAACUAUUUUCAUACCCUAUUGCUCUGUAGUUUAUUUUUACUUAUUCAAAUGAUCCUAGUUUAGCACUCAUAUUUUCUUAAAACAAAGAAGAAGAAAAAAGGAAAAUCCUCUUUUUUGGAAUAUUUAGCUUCAUUUGCUGUCGACUGUAAAUUUGCUCCAGAGUUUGAGUCUUGUUAUAUUUUUGCACAGAUUGAAAGAGGAGACUCGCUGCAUGAAUACAGGACAUUUUCAGGUCUGUAUCAUUAUUGAACAUACAUAUGCUUUAAGUAAUGGGGCAAAAUACACUCUGACAUUACGCAUUUUUUUUAAAAACCGUUAACCCACCACACUACAUACAGCGCAUGCAUGGAGGUAGCCCUCAGCGUUACGGCUGGCUAUCUGUUGUGAAUUUUAGUUCUCUCUUUUUUCCCGUCAUUGUCACUCUGCAGAUUCAGAUGAAAUUGUGUUUUUCUUCUCUCUCUUUUUUUUUUUUUUACAAUAGCAAGCAGAGUAUUAAUAAAUGCCUGUUUGCUUCAAUCAGGUCAUUCAUCAUGUAAAGCUUAAACAAUAAAGACAUUUUAGUUUUACACACCUGAUUCUUAUAAUGGGUCCAUAUGCUUAGUUACUGUACAGAAACAGCGGGGCUAACGCAGUGUUCCUCCUGUUGUAGACACUUAAGUGCUGACACAAUAUAGGGACAAACACUAGAUUCAUGGCAUUAUUCGAACAAGUAUCGAUAUUUUCUUGACUAACUAGUAAAUCAUGAGGUGUGAUAUAGGAACUGCUUAUUAAAAAAAAAAUAAAAAGAACAGUGGUCAAUUAUUCCCUACAAAGACCAAACAUGUCGGAUGUCGACAUUCAGUUUAUCCCAAUAAUUCCUGCUAUGUGUUCAUUAAAGGGUGGAUUUGUCACAAAGAACGACACUUUAAUGCCAAAUUGUCACAUAAAUUACAAAAAAAAAAAAAAAAAACCUGCUUUAGUUUUAAUAAAAGACACAACAAUGGCAUGUGACUUGUCCCGUUGUGGUAAAUCCAUCCAGUCUGGCUCAAAAUAAAAUAAAAGUUAAUAUACUUUGCAAUGCUUGCAAACAACCAGAUGAGAUGUUUUUCUUUUCUUUUAAAGCUACUGUAACUUGCUAAACAGCAGCUGCUGCAGCCACAAAGUCAGAAAGAUGCUGCUUUGACAGUAGCACAAACGGAGAAAAAAUGUUUUUAAAAAAGCAAUAUCUGUCUGAAGUUUUCUCACUUUAGCCAGUAUCUGGUCAUACCAGACCAAAAAAAAAAGGCUGUAGCAGUGUGUUUCAUUGCUAAUGAAUUCAACUUUUAAUGUGUAACAGGAACAAUGUUAUUUUUCUUUAGUCUUGCUUUAAAUAUUUGCAUUAACGGGUGCCAGAGCUGCUAACUGCUAACCCUUUGUUCCUCUUUAAAUCGCCAGAUAAAGCUUGGCCUUUCGGGUAGCCGCGUUAGCUCUGCAGUAUCUGUUUAAUAAUUGAAUUCAAUUUAGGAGUCGUUAGCUGCUCAUUUGGUUUUCGGUGGUUUAAAAAAAAAAGUGUUUAAAUAAAGAACAUCUCGUAACAGCAUUUUAUGCCGUACUGGGCAAACUAAUUCACCGCUUAGCACUUGGUUAAGAUUUUAAGAGCUAAUUUUGCACAUGCUAACAUGAUGUGAACUAAUACCGAAACAGCUGAUGUUUUAAAACUUUUUUUUUUGGUGUUUGCGAGGAAUGUUGACGUCUUUUAAAUUCUGUCUUUGAGAGACAAAUUGCCACUCGUUUGAUGUAAGAACUGACCUCUUUUGUCGAAUAUCAUGAUACUUUUUUGGGGAAAAAAACCUAGCCAUGUUUUCGCUGAUGUUAGCUUCUGUAGGUAACUUGGUAAAUAGGAUGUUAUGGACGCCAAGUCUUAUCAAUAAGGCUUGACAAAUAAUGAACUCUUACAUUGUACACUCCAAUAAAAGGUUGAUAUUUA